Messenger RNA from Funneliformis geosporum, 789 nucleotides. The record is from the annotation of a GenBank genome assembly. Lineage: Eukaryota; Fungi; Glomeromycota; Glomeromycetes; Glomerales; Glomeraceae.
AUGUUAGAUCCUUCAGAAGGUUCACUUAAGUAUGGUCUGCUAGCUGGGAAGACAGACAGCUCACGAAUGAUGAUUUGUGCUUUUGUGCCUCUAGAAGAUUUACCCAAAAAUCAGUCUCGUUAUUAUACGGUUUGUGACGAACAUGGAACUGGUAUGACUACACCGAUCAGACUUGCAUCAAGAAAAGUUGGUCGUGGCGUUAAAGCUAUCAAUUUUGCAUUUGAGGAGGCUUUCUCUUUUAAUAAUCAAUUGAGACGAAAAUUGGGCAAUAUUGAUAACAAAUCUGACGAUCCGAAGUGGGUGAAGACCUUGAAAGCUUUUAAACAUAAUGCUAAAGCGUAUAAUGUCAAAUAUGAUAGACCUAUGGCUAUUGUGUAUGAUAACGUUAGCCGAUUAGAUUCAGAAACAAUUAUAUUUGUCAGCAGUGUAGGCUCAGUUCCAAAAAUAAUGGAAACUAAUCAAUCGAUUGAAAUUGGCGAUCUUACUAAGGAAGAAUAUUUAGUCAACAAAUGCAAAAUCAAAGAAGAAACAGCAAAUAGUCUAUAUGAGUUAGUGGGUGGACGUUUUAUUGAUCUAAUGUUUGUUGCUGAUGAAUUUCUAGCUGUACAUGCAUUUAAAAAGCUUGAAUAUAUAAAAUAUUUACAAUUUUUUGAUAAUAUUGAUGAAGCUGAUGAAGUAUUGGAAAAGAAUGUAUUUGCAUAUCAUCUGAGAAAAAAUAUUGUUAUAUUUCAGUCUAAAUCAGUAGAAUUAUACAUUAAGAUAGAAGCUGAUGAAUUUGAUGUUAAGUAA